Andrographis paniculata is the source of this 2567-nucleotide messenger RNA. RefSeq names its product BTB/POZ domain-containing protein At1g30440-like. The record is from RefSeq and is a predicted model, not a curated record. NCBI's taxonomy places the organism in Eukaryota, Viridiplantae, Streptophyta, Magnoliopsida, Lamiales, Acanthaceae. Gene Ontology annotation, molecular function: protein binding. The coding region runs from base 552 to 2444 and encodes 630 amino acids. The transcript is spliced from 4 exons.
AUAACCACAGGAACGCGAAAUUUGUUCAACGGAAAGCACCUUCAUUCCUUAAUUUGUACUCAAAAAAUGCUUCUUUUACAGGGGUCACUGGUUUUGUCUCGUGUUCACUGAAGAAGGCUGAGUUUUGGAAUCUUCUGUCUGGUGGCUCGGCUCCAGAAAAUUAUUUUAGUAUUGUUGUGUCAGGACAACUGGGGAUGGUGACCUAAUGUUUUUGUCUGAUUCGGAAGUUUAUUCAGCAAUUCCACUGAGGCGUCCUGCUGGGGUGGUUCGGGGAUAAACAUAUGAGAUGAGAUGAGAUGAGAUGAGAUGAGAUGAGAGAGGAGUAGUUCUUUUGUGGUUUUGUUGAGCAUUAUUUGUGGCAUUUGUUCCAAUUGGGUUUCUGCAAUUAGGGUUUUGGAUCCAUUCGCUUGCUUGCUUUUCUCCUUUUAAUCGGAUUCAUUUCUGCAAUUUCACAAACCCGCAUUUGAGCCUAAUCGGCGAAUGUACACUGAACGUUAGGGUUUUGCGACAUUGCGGAAGCUUCUUCUUCAUCUGGCUUGGUAAUUGAAGACAUGGCCUGUAUGAAAUUGGGAUCGAAAUCCGAUGCAUUCCAGAGACGAGGACAAGCCUGGUUCUGCACAACGGGUCUUCCGAGCGAUGUAGUUGUUGAAGUUGAGGAUAUGUCCUUCCAUCUUCACAAGUUUCCAUUGCUUUCGAGAAGUGGCUUAAUGGAAAGACUCAUUGCCGAUGCUUCAAAGGGAGAAGACAGCUGUGUCAUUGGCCUUCCGAAGAUUCCUGGUGGAGCAAAAAUGUUCGAGCUUGUUGCUAAAUUUUGCUAUGGGGUGAAACUGGAACUUACUGCCUCAAAUGUGGUGUGCCUUCGCUGUGCUGCGGAGCAUCUUGAAAUGACUGAAGAAUAUGGCGAGGGCAAUCUCAUUUCUCAAACUGAAGUCUUUCUCAAUCAAGUUGUUCUGCAAAAUUGGAACGACUCGCUGAGAGCACUCCAGACCUGCAGUGAUGUCCUCUCUUGCGCCGAAGAUCUCGACAUUCCAAAAAGAUGUAUCGACUCUUUGGCAGCCAAUGCAUGUACUAAUCCGACUUUAUUUGGGUGGCCUGUGAGGGAUCAUCGUGCUCCUCUGCAGAGUCCCGGCGGCAGUGUGCUAUGGAAUGGAAUCAGCACUGGCGCUCGAUCGAAAAAUUUGAGUUCUGACUGGUGGUUUGAGGAUGCAUCCACUUUAAGUUUAUCUCUUUACAAAAGGUUAAUUUCUGCAAUGGAAACCCGGGGCAUGAAACCGGAGACAAUAGCCGGUUCGCUUAGCUUCUAUGCAAAAAAGUAUUUACCUGGUCUAAACCGGCGCCAUGGUGCCAGUGAGGGGAGUGGCCAUCUUGCGCCGGGUUCGGGAGCUCUACUAUCGGUAGAGGAACAGAAAAUUCUUCUCGAAGAGAUCGAUCACUUGCUCCCAGUGCAAAAAGGUUUUGUUUCAACGAAGUUUCUAGCUGGACUACUAAGAACAGCCAAGAUUCUUCGGGUAAAUCCUUCUUGCAUAUCAAACUUGGAGAUGAGGAUCGGAAUGCAGCUCGAUCAAGCUACUCUUGAGGAUCUCCUGAUGCCGUGUUUUUCCUAUUCUAUGGAGACUCUGUAUGAUGUUGAUUGUGUGCAGCGAAUUCUAGAGCAUUUCUUGGCCAUGGAUCAGGUUGACGGCGGCGAAACCCCAGGCUCUGUUGACGGCGGGCAAUUAAUGGGAUCGCCAUCUCUGGUACCAAUCACGAUGGUAGCAAAGCUGAUCGACGGAUACCUCGCAGAGGUUGCCCCUGAUGUUAAUCUGAAGCUCCCAAAGUUUCAGUCACUUGCUGGUGGUGUUCCCGAGUAUGCGCGCCCUUUGGAUGAUGGGCUUUAUCGCGCCAUUGACAUUUACCUUCAGGCUCACCCAUGGUUUGCAGAAUCCGACAGAGAACAACUAUGCCGGCUGAUGGACUGCCAGAAGCUCUCUCUGGAAGCAUGCACGCACGCAGCUCAGAACGAACGGCUGCCAUUAAGGAUAAUCAUCCAAGUCCUCUUCUUUGAGCAACUGCAAUUAAGAACCUCCAUAGCCGGAUGCUUUCUAGUCUCCGACAACCUUGAUGGGUCGAGACAGUUAAGAAGUGGGCUGUUGGGGGCAAAUGAUGGAGGAUGGGCGACGAGCACGGCCAGGGAAAACCAGGUUUUGAAAGUCGGCAUGGAUAACAUGAAGAUGAGGGUGUCUGAGCUCGAGAAAGAGUGUUCUAACAUGAGGCAGGAGAUCCAGAAGCUGGGUAAGGCUAAAGAGUCGAGCCUUGCCAAGAAGUUAGGCCUUCGAUUGAAGUCUCAGAUGUGCAGCACACAUGAGGACUCAGCUAGCAAGCCGAGCAGCGUCCACAGCCACAGCCACAGCCAUGUCAAAUUCGAAAAGACCAAAGACAGACAUGGCAGGGAGAAGAAAACUUAGGCUUGCUAUGAAUAGAAUUUGUUGCUCUUUUUAACCUUUAUUUUCUCCAUUUUUAGCCCUGGUGUGCAAUGAUGAUUAACUGUCUUCAAUUCCAUUUCAACUUGGGUUCUUGUAUUGUAUGUA